Naegleria lovaniensis is the source of this 393-nucleotide messenger RNA. RefSeq lists its product as uncharacterized. Bases 1 to 393 code for a protein of 130 amino acids. NCBI's taxonomy places the organism in Eukaryota, Heterolobosea, Eutetramitea, Acrasida, Naegleriidae. The record is from RefSeq and is a predicted model, not a curated record. The transcript has a single exon.
AUGACAUUGAGUGGUAUCGAUGCAGAGACAAAAUUAGCAGAAUUUAGAUUUGGUUCUCCACUCACUUGCGACCGUUUAAUGUCUGAGCAUAAACCAACGUUGACUGGAUAUUUGGAAAAGAAGGGUCGUUUGAAGAAGAAUUGGAAGAAACGAUUCUUUGUCUUGCUUCAGAAUUAUCUCUUUUAUUUUGCAAAGGAGAAUGGUAAAUUGAAAGGAUUCCUUCGUAUUGAGGAAUGUGAAAUUGAACGUGAAGAAGAAGUUGGCUCGAAGGGACUCUAUGUGUUCCAUAUCAAGACCAUGGGACGUUUAUUGAGUUUACGAGUGGAUAAUGUGGAGGAUCGAGAGGAUUGGAUCAAGUGGAUUUAUGAAAAUUCAAGAGUAUUGCACGAGUAA